Ziziphus jujuba (common jujube) is the source of this 1373-nucleotide messenger RNA. Its product is annotated as blue copper protein. The coding region runs from base 195 to 1100 and encodes 301 amino acids. The transcript has 3 exons. Gene Ontology annotation, molecular function: electron transfer activity. The record is from RefSeq and is a predicted model, not a curated record. Lineage: Eukaryota; Viridiplantae; Streptophyta; Magnoliopsida; Rosales; Rhamnaceae. Gene Ontology annotation, cellular component: plasma membrane.
UUCUUGUGCCUGAACCUCAUGGCAUAAAAUUUGUCAAUGGCAAACCUUCCCCACAAUUUCUUUCCUGUUUUCUUAUAUCCCUCUAUAAAAACCUUCUUUCUUAUAUUUCACAUAACAAACACAAACAAACUAUACAAUACAGAGAAGUAGAAACAAAUUAAGGUAUUGUUUUAGAGAUCUCGACAGAGAUAGAUAUGGGUGGGGGCCAUAAAUUUAGCAUUUUAGCCAUAGCAGUAGCUGCUCUUCUACAGUACUCGGCAGCACAGACUACACAUUAUGUUGGAGAUGAUUUGGGUUGGUUGGUCCCCCCAGGAGGCCCAAUCGCUUAUCAAAUCUGGGCUGACGCUCAAACAUUCACUGUUGGAGACAUUCUUGUGUUCAACUUCACUGAUGGAGAACAAGACGUAGCAUGGGUUACUAAAGAAGCAUUCAAGAACUGCAAUUCAACCGACCCCAUCUCCCUGAAAGCAACAAGUCCAGCCAAUUUCACAUUGAAUACCACCGGCGAGUACUAUUUCAUCAGCACCAAGGACCGCCACUGCUGGUUGGGUCAGAAGCUAGCUAUCAACGUCACUGAAUAUCCUGGACCAAGUCCAAGUCCUACUCCAAGAUCAGGACCGGUGACUUAUACCGUCGGUGAUGAUCUUGGCUGGCUGGUACCGCCUGGUGGAGAACUUUUCUAUGCCGCUUGGGCUUAUGACAAGAUUUUCCUCGUUGGAGACACUCUAGUUUUCAACUUCGUUAAUGGAUCACAAGACGUUGCUGUUGUGACCAAAGAUAAUUAUAAGAACUGCACCAACAGCACCAUUGAAGUUUAUACUACUAGUCCGGCGAAUAUCACCCUCACCACCAUCGGCGAGCAUUACUUCACAUCCACUUAUGAACGCCAUUGUUUCUUGGGACAAAAGCUCGCUAUAAACGUGACAGGAAAAAGCAUCGCCCCCACGCCUUCCGGCAGCAUCGCCGUACCUCCUUCAAGCUCCGUAUCAUAUGGUCCAACGCCCGGUGGACCCUCUCCUCCUCCUGUCAGCUCGGCACCUAAUGUCAAUGGCUAUUUCUUCACGUCAUUGCUGAUUGCCGUUGUGGCUUUCUUCUAUUGAUCGGUGUUAGUUAAUUAGUCCGUUUGUUGAUAAAAAUUUCCAUAUUCCUUUUCAUACGGUCUGCGUUCAUAUCAUUUAUAUAGAUAUAUUGAUUGAUUUAGAUGUCGGACUAUUGGUAGUUGAGCAUUUGUAUUUGAUUUGGACAGAGCUACUUGGCCUUCUCUGCUUUGUCCUUUUUAUUCAUCAUCCUUGUAAUAAAGCUCAUCAGUUUUUAUUUUUUAUUUUUUACUCUCUCUGUUUAUGUAUUUUAAUAAAAUUUUACUGUUCGAUUAA